This is a messenger RNA of Columba livia (rock pigeon), 14450 nucleotides long. RefSeq names its product ASXL transcriptional regulator 3 (gene ASXL3). The record is from RefSeq and is a predicted model, not a curated record. Lineage: Eukaryota; Metazoa; Chordata; Aves; Columbiformes; Columbidae. Gene Ontology annotation, molecular function: DNA binding; chromatin binding; peroxisome proliferator activated receptor binding. Gene Ontology annotation, biological process: animal organ morphogenesis; positive regulation of transcription by RNA polymerase II. Gene Ontology annotation, cellular component: PR-DUB complex. The transcript has 9 exons. The coding region runs from base 2921 to 9268 and encodes 2115 amino acids.
UCUGUUCGGUCAGGAAGCUUGAGCAGUGGGCACAAAGCAGCUCACUAACUGUGUGGAUAGUUGGGAAAAAGACGCUCUUUGUAAACUCUUCUUUUGCAAUAUGUGAACUUUCUUAGGGGUGGGGGGAGUGGGCAAAGGGAAAGGAAUGGAAAAAGAGGGCAAAGCCACAAAUAUUAGGACUUGUAUUUUAAACAAUAAACAAUUUUAAACACUACCAUUUGUCACUUAGCAGGUGUAUAGCAUUGAGAGUAAUUUUUAAAAGGGCAAAGUAAUCAGAAUAGCUUAAUUAAUAUAAAAAGUCAUAACAUUGAUGGGAAUCUUUGAAAACAUUCCCUAAGGCAAUAGGGUUAGAGCAACAUCAGAAAAUUAAGUAAUCAAUAAAAAGGAAUCAGUUUUAAUUAAGUUUAUGGUAAUUAGAUCCUGAACUUCUGACUAUGAGAGUAUUAUUACAGCUAUCAGUAAAAUGUUUUCUCUGUGUACAGUAUGAGAGAAAUGGACAUUUUUAUUGUGGAAUAGUAGAGGAUUUUUGCUUUCUUUGAAGUUUCAGGUGUUGGCUACUGUCAUAUGCACUUUGCAGUUGUGAUUUAAUUUGAUAUUGUAGCAGAGGUGAAUAAACUUUAACAGUGAUUUUAUUUAUAAAACCACUGUUGGAAAUUUAUUAUUUCACUUUCCAAACUUUCUGUUGUUUUUAUGGAUACAUAAUACCUAAAAUUUGUACGAAGAAGAACCUGUGUUACCUUUGAAUACACAACGAACUUUAGACAGUUGUAUGCAACGCUUCUCUAGCUGAUACUAGCUUACUAGUUCCAUUAUCAUGCUCUCAGCAAGUGCUUAUACUGUAUAAACAUAUAUAUAUACUGUAUAUGUGUUGUAAUGGGGUCUUCCCUAGCUGUUGCUUUUUUUCUAUUACUAAACAUUCUUCAGAGAAUGAAAGCCUACAAGAUAGUCUUUCAAACAGUUUCCUACUCAGUUUAUUUAAAAAUAGUGGACUCUUCACAUUAACUUGAUCCUGUGUGUGUUUGUUUCGUAAUCCAUUAAAAUUAAAGUAAGAGGCAAGUUGGUCAUGUGCAGUACUGCUUGAUGAUCUGAGCUAGAAUGAGAUUUUCCCCACUGCUUAUCUACUUAUUGACUACUCAGUCCUAUGUAAUUAUCUUUAAAGUGUUAUAUGCUGAAUUUCCAUAUGAUUUUAUUUUUAAUGAAAUCUAGAGGUUUAUUCCUGCAAAGAGCAAUCUCCCAUUUCCUUGUAACAGCCUGCAUUUUAGGAUGUUCUCAGGAAUCAAAUUAGUCACAACACUGCAUUUCUAGAGCUAUGCUUGGAGCUUGGAGAAAAGGGCAUUUUCUGAGUCCUGGCUCUUGGUCUUGACUUCCCUCAGGCAGCAGUAGAUCUAGGGUACUUUACAGGGGCUAGGGAGGUCUGAAGUUGUCAAUGGACUCUCACAAGGUCUGUGUCACAGUUCAGACCUUAUCUACUCACCUUUCAAAGGCCAGGCUGCCAUUUCGUUCUGGAGACUUUCCAGCUUCACCACCUUCCAUAGCGUGUUGGGAGAAAGGUUUUUGAGUGUUUCACAUUUGGGUGUGUUUCAAUGCUUCUUUUUUGGUUUUGAGAGAGUUUCGGUUUUGCUCUUGUAUCGUAUCUAAAUGUAAUACCCAACAAAAGAGUUCCCAUUCAUGAGGGUUUAGACAAAAGAGUCUGUGGUGUAGGUCUGCCUUUUACACUUGGCUUUCUGAUGGCAGAUUGUACAGAUUUCUGUUUUGCCGUUGGAAGUGCUUGGGUAUGUGUGCCCAGCUGUUCCUGAUCCAGUACCUUUGAAAAGCAGGUUUAUGGCAUGCUGUCACAUGCUGGUUUCCUAUCAGUACUGAUCAGUUCCAUACUGAUUUACCUCAUUUUCGCACUCGAGAGUUUUGGCAUGCAGACCUAUGUAAGGACCUCUUCCGGGGAAAGUACUGAACUACAUCUGCAUCUGCUAGCAGUGGUACAUGGUCACACUACUGUGUGAAUUAUUCGUGCUCUGGACAAGGCUAACGCAAGUACGGACAUCAAGUCAUGGCAUAGUAUCUACCAUGCUCCUCUGUGGUCCAGUUUCUGUUCCAUUGACUUGAGGUGAUAUUUUUUUUGGAAGUCUUCGCUAUGUACACAUUUGUUUGUAUCUAUCAAGAUGUUCUUGGAACAUUUCCAGAAGAAACAAUCAUACCUGCAAACUGGCCUCAUGUAGGUAACACUGAGCAUGUGGGAAUGCCCAGGACAUUGAGGUGGUGUUAGUGUCUGUUGGACUCUGAUAGCCAAGUAUAAGAGCACCUUGUCCAUCAGUGUACCAGUUGUUUCCUGGGGCAGUACCAAGAGAGGAUAAAGAACUUGAAGAUGCGCUGUUAAGAUGUCUGGGAUGAUAGUAGACCUCCCAGACCUGGAAGAAAAUCCUGCCUCACUUUUGGCAUUUUGGAAUCAGCACCAAGAAGGGUACCCAUAAAUUUUCUCUUGGGAGAAGAGAAGGAUACUCCAUUCAGACUCAGGAUCUGAAUACAGACCAGGACAUGUCUGAGACUGUGCUGGGCAUCCAGUUCUCUUUGUAGAGACAGAAACUCCAGAGACAGCAGCCAAGUGGGUUUGGGAGGAGAGAAGCUCAGGAAAUAAGGGAAUCUACACAAGAUGCUACAAAUUUACCAAGGCCACAGUUGGAGAAUUCUGGCUCCAUAGCCGAAGCAUUUGAUCAGAUGUCUGGCAACAUAAGUGAUGAUUCUUGACAAAUUUUCCUGUCAACAAAUGGAAAACAAGGAAAACAUGUUGCUUUUUGACUUCUAGAGAGACAUGGGAAGGGACAAUGGAAUUUACAAAAUGCAUUCAGGAAAAUGGAAGUUUGAAGAUGAUAAACUAAACUGAUUUUCUGAUUGCCAAGACAAGUCUAGGGAAGAGGACAGAGAAACUAUGGCAGGGAGACUGCAUAAUGGGGAAAAGAAGCUGGAAGAGCAAGAGUUCCAGCAGGAGCUCUUCAGGGAGUACAUGCAUUGCCCGAAGGCAGGCUGCACGGCUUUAAGACAACAGCAGAAAAGAAGAAAUGGAGUCUCAAUGAUGGUAAACAAGACUGUUCCUCGUGUUGUUUUGACACCAUUAAAGGUGUCUGAUGAACAGUCGGAUUCACCUUCAGGAUCUGAAUCUAAAAAUGGUGAAGCAGAUGGUUCUGAUAAAGAGAUGAAACAUGGGCAAAAGUCUCCAACUGGAAAACAAACAAGCCAGCACUUAAAGAGGUUAAAAAAAUCUGGUUUAGGACAUUUGAAAUGGACCAAAGCUGAGGAUAUUGACAUAGAAACACCAGGAUCUAUUCUAGUGAACACUAACCUGAGGGCUUUAAUAAAUAAACACACCUUUGCUUCUUUACCUCAGCAUUUUCAACAAUACCUCCUGCUUUUGCUUCCAGAAGUAGACAGGCAGAUGGGAAGUGAUGGAGUUUUGCGCCUCAGUAGUUCUGCUCUAAAUAAUGAAUUCUUCGCAUAUGCAGCACAAGGGUGGAAACAGCGAUUGGCAGAAGGAGAAUUUACACCAGAAAUGCAGUUGCGCAUCAGACAAGAGAUUGAAAAGGAAAAGAAAACAGAACCGUGGAAAGAAAAAUUCUUUGAAAGGUUUUAUGGUGAAAAAUUGGGAAUGUCAAGAGGGGAAUCAAUGAAACUCACUGCAGUGCAGAACAAUGAUGAAGAUGAAAGCAAUUCUUUGUGUGGGUCUUCCAGCACUCCUGGUCCUUCUAAGCAAGCAACCUUUGAGGACCAAGAAGAGAAAGGCGCUAAAGUUCCACCUGCACCAGAGAAAGAUUGUUGUCCUCCUCUUUGUAACAUGGAACAGGUUCCUGCCAAGGAUGUAAUGGCAGACUCAGAGGAUAUACUGAUACCUGAAGAAUCAAUCAUUCAGGAGGAGAUUGCUGAAGAGGUUGAGACCAGUAUUUGUGAAUGCCAAGAGGAGAACCAUAAAACAGAACAUGAGUUUUCUGAGGAGUCAGUAAGUCCAGCUGGCACAAAUGAAGACACAGAGGCAGUGCAGCUUGCAGACAGCACUGAGUCCUGUGUCAUGAUGAAUGAUGUAACUGAUACUGUAUCUCCUAGUGAAAUUAAAGUGGAGUUGAAGACAGAAUGCCCUCAGGAGGAGAUGUCAGUUGUGAUAGAUCAGCUAGAGGACUGCGUGUCACCAGCACGAUCAGCUUCAUCCACAAACUCUGUCAGUGAUACAGCAGAGAAGGAUCCUGAGUCUGCAAAAGAGCUAAUUGCACCAGAAAUGCAAAAUGCUGCUCUGGAAGGCUCCUUAUUCACUGGUGGAGGCAUUGCGGUGGAUAUGGAGCUUCAAAGUGACCCUGAGGAACAGUUAUCUGAGAACGUUUGUAUUUCUGAAACUUCCUUCUCCUCUGUGAGUCCAGAAGGACCAUGUGUUAGUAUUGCCUCUCCUGGAGGAGACACUCAGUCAACUUCAGAAGAACCCUGUACUCCAGCAUCUCUUGAAACAGCUUGCUCAUCUGAAGUGUCCAGUACUGAAAACAUUGAAGGUGAUAUUCAGCAAAAGGCCAGUGAUGAAAACUUGCACACACCUUUAAUGUCGGAAAUCUCUCCAAUGUCCACCUCACCUGUAACCUCAGAAGCAUCUCUGAUGUCAAAUUUACCUUUAACAUCAGAGGCAUCACCAGCUUCUAAUUUACCCUUAACAUCAGAAACAUCUCCAAUGUCUGAUUUGCCUUUAACAUCAGAAACAUCUUCAGUAUCUUCUGUUCUUUUAACUUCUGAAACAUCCAUGGCAAAUAGUUUGACUCUUCCAUCAGAGACAUCUCCAGUUUCUAAUUCCUCAAGCAAUGAAAGACUUAUUUUGCAACAACGGAGAUCACCAUGUUUGUUGGAAGACUCCCUUCUCACUUUGAAAGAAGAAAAUUCUGCCAUUCCUAAAGUGGUUCAAGAAGAGAAUCUUGUUGUUCAGCCAAAGCAGCUUCAGAGUGCCCCUGAAAAUUUGAAAGUUCCUCCACUAACAAUUAUACCUGAUGCUUCAGUGUUGGAAGAGCCCCAAAGCAAAAAUCUCACUCAUCAGCCAUGUAAGUCACAUUCUGAAAGUGAGAAAUCCUACACUGCAUCCAUCCCAGAACACUCUCCUCCAGAGGUGAUCAAAAUUAAAAAUCACAGUGUUCAGCAAAGAGGUGACAAGAAAGGCACGGUCUUGCCAUCAGAGGUAGCUGUCUUAUCAGAAGGGUCAGUUGGCAAAAAUAUCGAAUUGCUUCCAUCAAAGCCACAUGAUAAACUAUAUACCUCAUCUCUAGAGAAAGCUGCAUUCUCUGAAGUGUGCAGAAGUAAAUCUCACAAGCUAACAGGCAGCACCCAAAGCCGUCUAGAGAGUUCACACUCUUCCAAGUCAUUGGAACUCACAAAAUCACCUGAAGUGAGGAAUGAAAGUAGAGACCCAGAGACCCCAAAGAGGAAAACAGCAGAACAGCACAGUUUUGGAAUCUGCAAAGAGAAGAGAGCGAGAAUAGAUGAGGAUCAGUCUAACCGUAGUGCUUCAUCGACGAGUCCAUCUGAAAAAGAUCAGCCACCCAGAGAAGAACCCCGAGUUCCACCCCUUAAGAUUCAGCUUUCAAAAAUUGGACCACCUUUUAUCAUCAAGAGCCAACCUGUUUCUAAACCAGAACCUCGAGUUUCCCCAAGUACAUCAGUCAGCAGUGGGAGAAACACUGGGGCUAGAACUCUUGCGGAUAUCAAAGCAAGAGCUCAGCAAGCAAGAGCCCAAAGAGAAGCUGCAGCUGCAGCAGCCGUGGCAGCAGCUGCGAGCAUCGUCUCUGGAGCAAUGGGGACCCCAUGCGAAGGUGGGAAGACAAGAACACUGGCACACAUCAAGGAGCAAACAAAGGCCAAGCUAUUUGCAAAACAUCAAGCCAGAGCUCAUUUACUCCAGACUAAUAAAGAACUGAAGUCACAGUUCAGCUCAAAGGAAAGUACCUCAUCUCUGGAGAUACCAGCUUCUACUGACACAAAGAUUGAAGGUUCUACUGGUGUCAUCAUAGUUAAUCCUAACUGCAGGUCCCCUAGCAACAAGUCUGCUCAUCACCGUGACACUACUACUUUAUUGCAGCAGUCACUUAACACAGCUACAUUACCAGAAACUGCUACUGAGAUGUCUGUGCACAGUUCUGAUGAAAAUAUACCUGUGCCACAAUUGUGUGAGAAAAUUAUUUCAUCUACCUCUACUGAAAGUAACAGUGUGCCAGUGCUUUAUAAUAAAAGUUCAGUCUCUGUGUCUGUUUGCAGCACUGCUAUGUCUGGAGCAAUUAAAGAACUUUCUUUUGCAAGUUCUGUUGAUAAAUCCUCUGUUUUAAUGUCUGUUGACAGUGCAAACACAGCAGUUUCAGCUUGUAAUAUAAAUAUGCUGAAAACCAUCCAAGGGGCUGAUACUCCAUGCAUAACCAUUGGACCAAAAUGUAUUGAUAACAGUAAUGUACCGGUCUCCAUAGACAAUACGGUCUUAUCAAAUGCCAUCGAUGAAAAAAGGUUGCCGACACCAAGUAGCAAUGCGAAUAACGCAGUCUCCAGUCAUUAUGCCACUGUGCCAGCUUCAUCUAUUGCAAAUAAUUUGCCAAAUCAUCUCUCUGGUAGUUCUGUACUGAUCCCCCCAGUGGGGACUACCAACAGAUUUUCUUCUGAUAAGAUAGCCAUAACCGGGUGUAACGAGCAAAGCACUGUCUCCAUUCACACUACCGUCAGGUCAGCUUUAAGUUGCAGUGAGGCCCUUGCAGUAGCAGAUUCUGUUGCGAGGCCACCCAUCUCAAUGUUUACUGGUAACAUGGUGACAAUAAGCUCUUACGAUAACGCUACUAAAUUGAAUGCCGAUCUCUUAGAAAAGAGCUCUGGAGCACGAAACCGGAUGGAUCUCUCUGGUAAAUCUCAGCCCGUGAGCUUUACACAAACUGCCAUGAAUAGGUCUAUACCUUGCAAAGUCAUUGUUGAUCACACUACAAAUCUGAAUUCCAGUCUGUCACUUUCUUCUUCUGUUGAAAAUGCAGAGAACAGCAUUGACCUGCCAAGCAGACCUGCAAGGACAGAAGCUGCCUUACAAAGUAUAGCCUGUCCUCAGGUGUCUGUAAUAAGCAGGCCUGAAGUGGUCUCUAAUGAAAGCCUUGAGCACAGUUCCAGCUUUAUCACCAUUACAGCAAAGCAAGACAGCAAGAACUUGCAGGCAGGUUGUUCAAGUCUUCGAGAAGUGCCUCUUGCUCCUCAAGAUAAAUUAAUUGAGGUGGUUACUCCCAGCCAAGGUUUUGCUGAGCAAAUAAGAGGUCCUUCAGCAUUUAAAAAUGAAGCAGAUGCUGCCUGUGCCAAUCAGUAUAACACUAACAAUAGAAUUUGUUGGCAUGAUGAAGAGGCAAUGAGCACAGACCAGCCCGUGGUCAGCCAUCUUAACUCCGGUAAGCAUAAGGAAUACGCAGAGCAAAACUGCUUAAAAAAUGUCAAAACCGAACCUUCCAGUUACACACAAAUGUCAGAACUGCAAUCCAGGAGUCUUUUGACGAGCAUUGCUGUUCCCGUUAAAUCGGAAACUAACGAGUCUGACAAGUGCUUCAGGAUGGACACCGAGGAUUUUACAGGACCUGAAAUGCCUGCUCAGACCGCAGAAAUAACCACGAGCGCGCAGCCGCCGCAGACCUCCAAGACAUCCAUCGCGGACUCCAUGGAUGACUCCCUGUCCCUGACAACAGAAACCCUGAAGCGAGUUAGCAGUGCCGGGGGCUCUAGCUGCCGCUUGUCGUCAGUGGAGGCCAACAAUCCUCUCGUGACACAGUUACUGCAAGGCAAUCUGCCUUUAGAGAAAGUGCUGCCGCAGCCCAGGUCAGGAGCCAAACUAGAAAUUAACAGGCUUCCCUUGCCUUUGCAAACUACCUCAGUAUGUAAGACAGCAGUAUCGGAGAGAAAUCUUGUUGAACAUCCUUCCAACUCUCCUAAUCCAGAUGGUAAAGGAUUUACAGCAGGUAGCAUAGCCCCACUACAAGUCAGAAAGCGUGAAAACCAUCCGAAAAAGAGGAUGGCCAGGACUGUAGGGGAACACGCUCAAAUUAAAUGUGAGCCCGGGAAGGUGUCAAUGGACACAGAUGUUAAAGUGGCUCCUUGUGUAAUUAGUUCCAGCAUGAACCAGCUAGGGCAUGGUCAGCCAUUUAAGCAGGAGUGGCUGAACAAACAUGCCAUUCAGAGUCGAAUCGCUCACAGCCCAGAGAUCAAGCAGCAGAAGAGGCCGUUGCCUUCAUGCAGUUUCCAGCAGAGCUUAUUUCACAUUGAUAAAAAUGGCAGCUUUCACGCAGAAGCUAGUACCUCACACAGACAGCAUUUUUACCAAAUGUCCAUGGCUGCAAGAGGCCCCAUUCCUACGGCAGCUUUGUUGCAAACUACUUCAAAAGGCCCGCCUGGCUGCAACGCAUUCGCUUUUAGCAGACACCUGGAACAGAAGGGCUUGGGAGACGUGAAUAUUUCUACAGCAGCUCACCCACUGAGGCUAGGAAGUGUGUUUUCCCCUAAUAUUCAAAUUAAGGAAAGUGAUGACAUUGCCAGUGCCUCUCAAACUCUGCAGAGUAAAACAUUAGUGCAUCCCCCCCACCCCCCUCUGCCCGUGCCACCUCCUCCCCCUCCUCACCCCAAUGCCGAAGUCCCCUCUGAUCAAAAACAACUGACAGUUACCAUGGAAACCACUAAAAGACUUAGUUGGCCUCAGCCAGCAAGCAUCUGUAGCAAUAUAAAAUCUGAACCUGUUUCUUUUGAGGAAGGUUUAAGCAGCAGCUGCGAACUGGGCAUGAAACAAGCUUCCUAUGAUCAGAACGAAGUGAAAGAACAGUUAAAAGCGUUUGCAUUGAAAAAUGCAGAUUUCUCUUCCUAUUUACUUUCUGAGCCACAGAAGCCUUUUACCCAACUCGCUGCUCAGAAAAUACAGACGCAGCACCCGCAGCAGCAGCAGCAGCCGCAGCCGCAGCCGCAGCUCUGUGGAAAUUAUCCAACAAUACACUUCGGUAGCACAAGCUUCAAAAGGGCGGCAUCUGCAAUUGAGAAAUCGAUUGGGAUGUUGGGAAGUGGCUCAACCGCUGCCACGGGCCUGUCGAACCAGAACGCGCAGAUCCCGGUUCAGAAAUUUGCUGACAGCAGCAACGCCGAUGAACUGGAACUGAAGUGCUCGUGCAGGCUGAAAGCCAUGAUCGUGUGUAAAGGCUGCGGAGCCUUCUGUCACGAUGACUGCAUAGGGCCUUCCAAACUGUGUGUAGCUUGUCUGGUUGUACGGUAGGAACUGGAUCAAAGAUGCAGUAUCCCUUAUCAGCGUGGAAGGGCAGGACAAACGAACAGAGAAAUUGGAACAGUUUAAGGCCACUAAUGGUUUGCAAUUAAUUGAUUGAUUUUUUCUUUUUCUUCCAUGUGGUGCUUUCAUAAUUUAGUUAUUCCUGCCUGAGCGCCAUUUGCUGGGAAGAAGAGGAAACCUGUAGAAGUAGGGUUUUUUUUAAAAAAAGAUAGCCUUGUUACUGAAGCUUCUAUGAGCUCUCUUGCUAUGUGAAAAAAAAAAAGGCAUUAAUGCAUGUCAUUCCUAGCUUCUAUUUAUUUGCACAAAGUGCAGCACAUUUUUUCUCCAUUUUUUGAUAGCUGACACAAGCUGCAGGCUAAAGAUCUGUGGAAGAAUAACUCUGCAAGAAGUGGAGUAACUAUGCAGAAUGAAUAACACACUGAGUAGUGACUGUUUUGAAUGGGGUAGAGGCAAGUGCGGGAUAUCAGCCAUUGUAGCUUCCAAGUCAGUGUGCAGUCCUUCUGCUGACAGGAUCGUUUUCUUCAAUUGACUUCCACUACCUAGAGCUAAAAUAUAGUCAGUUCACCUAGCCAAAAAAAAAAAGGAGGAAUUUAGAUUGUUAGAGGGGUUUCCUUACAUGCCUGCCAGGGACUACGUACAGAACUGAAAUCCUACUCAUCAUCUCUUCUCCUUGACAAAGAUUUGUAUGUGCGAUCGGUUAGUGGAACCAACACUGGAAUCACAUUGGCCUCAGUAGAGUCUGGAGAAAUUAACUUAUCUACUGGUGAUUAGAAAACUGUUUUCUCUUCCCGUUUCCCACUGAAAUAUUUUGUAUUUGUCUCUCUAAUCUGUCCACUCAGUUUGUCAGUCCCAAAUGUAUGUAAAAGGUCAGACUUACAUAAUAGGUUCUGGAUGUUUUAGUCUUUCUGUGGCCUAAAAAUGAUGCGUUCUUACGAUGAAUGAAUAAGAAAGAUUCUAAUUGCAUAUUGGUUACUAGAUUAUCAGUUGGUAUUCCUCUUAUGUGAGUUUCUCUAAAUAACAUCUCAGAAUUUUGCCAUUUAAAGUAAAUCUUAGAAUUACUUACAACAUUCACUUUUUUUUCUCAAAAAAAUUCAGACCCAUUACUCUAUCUUUUAGAAAUUUGGAAACAAAAAGGCAUUUUUAAAAGGGAUACUGCAUCUUUAAAGUAAUCAUCAGUAUUUAUCCAGUACUGUAUUUACAUUUAAGACUAUAGCUGCAUUCCAGAUGCGCUAGCCACCAUGACAGCAGAGAAAAACAAACUAUAAUUUUGGGACCCUUUUCACCUAAAAGGAUAAUAUUGUAAAGGGAUAAAGCACAUGCAGUUGCUGGGGAGAUGAAAUACCUUGGGUUUUUUAAGUCCCACUUCAAGAACACAAAAUGUGGAGUGCAAGUCAUCCAUCUGCCAGUAUGUGGUUGGGUCUGCCCAAAUGUCAGCAUCAGAGAGAAAUGUUAUUUUUACUGUUACAAUAGAACCUCACUAAUCCAAAGACCUUGCAGUCCGCUCAAGAGAACUGAUUUUCCUUCCAGGGUUCUCUGAGAGCAACGUAGUGCAAAUGUGUGAGAUGUAAUGCUGCCUGGAUUUCGUGAUGCAUUUACGAUUGCAUUCUGAAAUAUUAAUGUGAAUGAUAGAACUACACUUAGGAAAUAAAAAGUAUACUGCAUUUUACACUAUACUUUUUUAAUACAAUCUUUGUGUGCAUACUUACUCAUAAGCUGUAACGGGUCUCCCUGAUGUGGGUGCAUAUUAGUGAGGUUCUACUGAAUGGAGGAACCACAUUUAUUUUCUUGUGGGACCAUUUUCACAAACAUGAUAAAUGCCAUUUACUGUCUUAAAAGUGAGCUGGAAUAUCUACAACAUACAUUCCUGUCAUAGGAAGCUCUAUGGUGCACCUUGAUGUUCUCUUUUCUUGUAAUUAGCAACAUAUCAAUAUUAUUUUUGACACUGUGUGGUACAAAGGCCAUUUAUAAUUACACUAACAAACUUGUUGCCGAUAUAAGAAUAUAUUUUUUCUAUACAAAAGUGCUCCUUAAUAUGACGUAUGAGUGAAGAAACCACUUAUCAGCACUUUCAGGUCUUCUGGUAGGAAAAUAAUACAGCCAAGCAAAAACCUAAAAGUAACCACAUGAAAAUUAGUAUUCAGUGGUACGCCAGCUGUUGGCAAAACAGUGACUGGAAAAUACUCAUGAGUAAGCAUGAGUACAGUGAGUUAAUGCAUAUCAAAUUCAUAUUUGAGGAGCCUUUGUAUUAGAAUUGUAUUGCAUUGUAUUUAUACUUGGUAGAGGUAGGAUACUUCUAUUUAAAAUAAGGAGAGCAACCAGUCUUGGACUUCUAAUAACCUGUGUUUAUACAAGCCUGCUGGGAAUCCUUAUUUCUAGCUCAGGUUUUCCUGUCCACAGCACAUAAGUCAAUAUUUGUUUGUACUUGCAUCUUGAAGUACUUCUUGAAUUGACUGACAUAAUAUAGAAAUAAAUUCCAGCCACAAAAUUGUUUUAUUUUGUUCAAAGGGUAAGAGUGUGACUAAUGUGAUAGGUAACUCAUUCAUGUCAUUGUCAUUUCUGUAUCAGGAUUGCAACUUGCAUGUGUGAGGUCAUGAUAAAAUGUUAUUUAAAAUGGCAUUAAACUGGAUGGUGCUAUGUUAUAUUACACAACCGACCAAACUCUUCCAUAGUGCAGUUCCACUCCUUUUGUUUUUGAGUCAUUGGAGUUGCACCAGGAAUACAUUUGACCAGUUAGGCAGCAACAGUCAUGAAGCGUUGUUACAGAUGACAGCAGAUGAUAGGUUUAUGGUAUUAUUAUACUAUUAUUAUAUUAUUAUACUCAAAAAACUGUGGUGAUAUGGGAGCCCGACUGAAUCCUAGUGUGACUGGAAACAUUACUUGGAUUCUGGUAUCACACAAAUGUCUGGGGAAGAGUGACCCUUGGUCUUCAGUAAGAACACAAUCACAUUUAGAGGUUAAUUUUGAAUGACUUCUUUUUUGUUGUUGUUUAAUCGUCCAGGUUUCAGGCCCAAUGUCAUUGUAUUUUCUAAUGACCAUGCAGUUUGCACCGUGGGGUGUUAAUAGUUUAUGCACUGAAAAGUGGUGAAAGAAUUGCUUAAGAACACACUGCACUGUGUUUGUGUGUACGUACGUAUAUGUCCCAGUGUCCAGCAUGUAUAAUUUACCUUUUUUUUAAAAAAUAUCAAAAAUAGUUCCCCCACUCCUACCCCUGGAGCAGCACUUUUGGGUGAGAGGGAGAAACACUCUUUUUUACUCUUUAUUGUUUUAAUUGCAUACCUGUGAGAUAUGCAGAUAACGUUAGGGCAUUGGCAGUGUGUGUGUUUGUCUGUUGCUGUUCUGAACUAAUUUUCCAAGCAGAAACUCCCUUUGAAAUAAUGUUUAAAAGAAAUAAUUAAGAAGUGGUGAACUGGAUGCUCCCUGUUUGCGUUUUAUUUAUCUGCUGAGGUCUAGUACAUGAAAUAGCGUUAAAACGACAGAAAUCUAGGUUGAGCCAUAAAGCAAAAGGUAUAUCCUCUGUGCUAUAGACUUUCUUCUUGAGGGUGGUGCAUGUUGUCAGGGUAAGCUACAGAACCUGCAGGUGGUUUUUCAGGGCCCUGCAAUUCCUUGCACAGUCUUUUAAAGCUGGUGCAUAUGGUGCUUUAUAAUGCAAUUUCCGAAGUAAAAUUACCUUAUGCUGCACCCCUUUCCCCCCCUAUAAACACACGCACAAUUUCAGAAUCGUUACUGUAGCCUCUGGUUUAGCAGUUUCUCCAAGGUGUGGUGAAGGUAACCGGGAUAAACACUUGAGAUGAGCCGAGAAGUGUCACCCGAAGGGAUCAUUUUAUCUGCCACGCGUGAGCGGCCCAGCUCCGCACGCUGACCGGCUUCUGCAGCCUCCCGGCGGCAGCUCCUGUGGCUCUGCGCGACACCGGGGCGGGCAACAAAACCUUCAGUGGGUUUGGCACGGACCCGUGUAGCUAAACGUUUCUGAGUCUAUGAAAUCCUGUUGUCUUCGGUCAUCAUGCUUUGUCACUGUAAAACCAACAAAGAAAAAACAAAAGGCAUUUUUUAGUCUAAUUUAAGGAGCUGCUUCUUUUAUAGCACAUAAUAUUUCGCUUUGUACUAUAUUUGAUAGUUAAAGAAUAAUUUAGUCCGUAGAAUAACUUUGUUGUAUUUGUACUGUUCAUGAAUGUUCCAAGAAAAGUGCUUUACUUUGUUGCCAUAAUUCUCUUGUACUGCUGUAAAAUAUUUUUUUCUGCUUUAUGGAAACUUAACUCGAUUCACAUUUUCAGUACAGGGUUUUUAGUGUGUAUGUAUUUUUUUUUGUCAGUAUUCUGAAUGUUUACAUCUGUUCAACAUUAGCCAUUCUAUGCCUUUGUAGGGCAGUAUUACUCCUGCAGUAUAACAGCAGUGUGAAAUCCACUCAUACCAAACAUGCAUGAGAAAUACAGAUUAUUGGGGAGAUCCCUAGCGUGAAUAGAAAUGUUUUCUAUCUGCAUUUAGUGAAGCAGAUACCCUCCUUCGGUCCUCUACCAAAGAAAAUAUUAUUCCCACAGGACAAGCUCGGAAAGUGGUUCUCUGAAUCUUCAGAAGGGGGUGUAGUUGGUUUAAUCGGGAUUACGACAGAUUAAUGCUGUUAUGCUUUGCUUUGUCACCCCACCAGAGGUGACUGGGUGAAACAAGCAUUUUAGCAACUUUUUUGUUUCAAGACAGUGUUUUGUUUAGAAUUCAGGGAUCAUGCUUUCUUUAAUGGUGCUGUUUGUUUUAUUAUUUUUUUUAAGAAAACAACAUUUUGUUGCCUACAGAAAUGACCAUUCACAAAACCAUAAAUUAAAUAAAAUAAUUUGUCUUCAUAACUUCUCUCUUCUCCCUUUCCUUUUCCCCUAUCCCUUGAAAAUAGCAACUUGGGAUUCAAUAUUAAAAUAUUCUGAAAAAAAAAUAAAGAGAUAAAAUAAUUUUUGUCAUUGGUUUAUUUGUUUAUUUAUUUAUGUUCAGUGCCUUAGGCAGGAGAUCCUGCUUGUGCACAUUUGUUGUAUGUACAGGUUGGUGAAACAGAAAUGUGAGAGAAAAAAUGGUCCUUUGUAAAGGAUUUUUAAAUGAUGAUGAUGUGACAUAGUCUGAAUGACUUCUUAUGUAACUCAAGUAUUAAUCAUCUUAUACUAGUAAAAUAAAACUAGGUGUUGUAUAUGAA